This is a messenger RNA of Lynx canadensis (Canada lynx), 609 nucleotides long. RefSeq names its product actin-related protein 2/3 complex subunit 3. Lineage: Eukaryota; Metazoa; Chordata; Mammalia; Carnivora; Felidae. Gene Ontology annotation, biological process: regulation of actin filament polymerization; Arp2/3 complex-mediated actin nucleation. The record is from RefSeq and is a predicted model, not a curated record. Gene Ontology annotation, cellular component: Arp2/3 protein complex; cytoskeleton. The transcript has a single exon. Gene Ontology annotation, molecular function: actin filament binding. Bases 61 to 597 code for a protein of 178 amino acids.
CCAGAGCGUAGCGCUCUAACCCCAACCUCCUGGUCUAGCUUGAAACCGGGUGCCGCCAAGAUGCCGGCUUACCACUCUUCUCUCAUGGACCCCGAUACCAAACUCAUUGGAAACAUGGCACUGUUGCCUAUCAGAAGUCAGUUCAAAGGACCCGCCCCUAGAGAGACAAAAGAUACAGAUAUUGUGGAUGAAGCCAUCUAUUAUUUCAAGGCCAAUGUUUUCUUCAAAAACUAUGAGAUUAAGAAUGAAGCUGAUAGAACCUUGAUAUAUAUAACACUCUAUAUUUCUGAGUGUCUGAAGAAACUCCAAAAGUGCAAUUCCAAAAGCCAAGGUGAGAAAGAAAUGUAUACCCUGGGAAUCACUAAUUUUCCUAUUCCUGGAGAGCCUGGUUUUCCACUUAAUGCAAUUUAUGCCAAACCUGCAAACAAACAGGAAGAUGAGGUGAUGAGGGCCUACUUACAGCAGCUGAGACAAGAGACUGGACUGAGACUUUGUGAGAAAGUUUUUGAUCCUCAGAAUGAUAAACCUAGCAAGUGGUGGACUUGCUUUGUGAAGAGACAGUUCAUGAACAAGAGUCUUUCAGGACCUGGACAGUAAAAGGAGCCUGGG